CUGUCAUUAAAUGGCAGGACUUUAAACGUGUUAUCAAUUUAUUUUUAAAAUUCUGAAAAUAUUCGAGAUUUAUUAUUUGUUUUUAAAAUGGAGGCUGCCUUAAUAUUAUCUGCUUGUAUUUCGGCUGUGAUUAUUGUAUUGAUUAUAGCGUUAUUAAUGAGAAAUUUACAAAAAUCUUCGUCAACAUAUGUUCCAGAAAAUGACGAACAGAGGCUUCGAGCUGUACCAAUUAAUCGUGAAGAUGGAGGAGGACAAAGGCGGGCUGGUAGAAAUGUUAGAGCAAGAAUGAGAGCAGCUGCCGCAAGACAACUAGAAGAAGAAGAAGAUGAAGAAAAUGAUCCACUUGCAGAAGAAAUAGCAUUACCUGAUGGUAAAAUUGGUGCUAAAAAAAGAAAAAAGUUAGAAAUGAAAGCUGAAAAAAGAGCACAAAGAGAGAGAGAUUUAGAAGAACGUGAAGAAAGAAAACGUAGACAAGCUUUAUUAGAUGAACAAAGAAGAGUAGAAGAUGAGAAAAGAAAAGAAGAAGAAGCAAGACAGGAAGAAGAAGAAAAAAGACUUAAAAAAGAAAAAGAGCAGCAGGAAUUGGAAGAAUAUUUAAAAUUGAAAGAGAGUUUUCUUGUAGAAGAAGAAGGCUGUGAAGGAGAUAUUGAUGAACAAGCAACACAAAAUAAAUUACAAGAAUUUAUUAAUUAUAUAAAGACUUCUAAAGUUGUACUUUUAGAAGAUCUUGCAGCUAAGUUUCAACUAAAAACACAGGAUUGUAUCGACAGAGUCCAAGAACUUCUGCUUCAAGAACAGUUAGUGGGCGUCAUAGAUGAUAGAGGCAAGUUUAUAUACAUAACCCAUGAAGAGCUUGGAGCUGUGGCUAAAUUCAUCAAACAGCGCGGAAGAGUGUCAAUCAAUGAACUCGUCGAACACAGCAAUAAUCUCAUUAAUCUUCAAACAGAUGUUAAAUGUGAAGCAUAAAAAUGAUUUAUUUAAAUGAUAGAAAGUUUUAUAAAGUAUGAAAAUUUAUUAGAGUAUUUUUUUUUUAUUUAAGUAUACUUAAUAUAUGUUUAAGUUAUUACAGAAAGUUGGAUGAGAACUUUAUAUAUUAAAUAGAAUUUAAUUAUUUCUUUAAUCUGUAAAAAUUUCUUUUUAAAAC
Molecule: messenger RNA, 1144 nt
Organism: Centruroides sculpturatus (bark scorpion)
Lineage: Eukaryota; Metazoa; Arthropoda; Arachnida; Scorpiones; Buthidae
Gene: Ddrgk1
Product: DDRGK domain-containing protein 1-like
Exons: 8
Coding region: 88-966 (292 amino acids)
Source: RefSeq, a predicted model, not a curated record